Dreissena polymorpha is the source of this 781-nucleotide messenger RNA. RefSeq lists its product as uncharacterized. The transcript is spliced from 3 exons. Lineage: Eukaryota; Metazoa; Mollusca; Bivalvia; Myida; Dreissenidae. The coding region runs from base 195 to 608 and encodes 137 amino acids. The record is from RefSeq and is a predicted model, not a curated record.
AACAAUAUAGGAUUUUCUUUACUUGCUUUAGUAGGAUAAUCUUGUUUGAAAACAAAUUUGCUAAAUUUUAACUUUUUGCCAUUGUUUACAUCCGGACAAGCGCCUGUUGAAGAAGAUCACUGCAGACGCUCACGUGUAAAUUUUGCCGGCAGUUGACGAUCACGUAAUCAAAUACUCAUAAUUAAGAACCCUAAAUGGCCCCAAAAAGAAAAAAGGCUAACCUUGGGACCAGUCCAGUGGUGCGGUCAGCAGAAAAGGUUAAAAAGAAAUACAGAAAGCAUGUAUUACCCAGAAAAGACACGAAAAUCAGAACAAGGCGUGCUUUAUAUGAUGUUCAAGUCAAAAAGAAGCCAGAUGGUGAUGUUGGUGCUGGCUCCUCCAAGACAGAUGAUAGUGGUUCUAUAUAUAAAAUGACUUUAAAGAACUCUGUCAUAAAGGGUUACCAUGCCUUUGAGAUUAGACCCCCUAUGAUUUUACCUCGUUGUCUGCUUAAUGGGGAGCCAGAGUACACAAAUAUAAAGGAUGUAUGCGCCUGUUUGGUUUGGAUCCCAGAGUUGGAUUUCUUUGCACCUGAUAUACACGGAAUGAUAACUGAUGAUAAAAGAUGAUGAUAACUGACAGAUGUGGCUGGUUUGCCAAUUGGUCGUGUGCCUAGAUCUUUAGCACCCUAUUUCAGAAACAUUAUUGACAAUGGAGGUAAAGUGUUGUCUGAGGUCACUGAUGCACCUGUACCUAGUUAUCCCCCAUGGCCAGCCCAACACGAAGAAGGGGGUGGAGUCGU